Molecule: messenger RNA, 1146 nt
Organism: Magallana angulata
Lineage: Eukaryota; Metazoa; Mollusca; Bivalvia; Ostreida; Ostreidae
Exons: 5
Coding region: 430-1146 (238 amino acids)
Source: RefSeq, a predicted model, not a curated record
CCACUUUCAAUUUGCUUCCGUUGCCACUGCAUAUUUACGAUAACCUUUAAUUUACUUAGACGAUACGAAAUGAUUGUAAAAUAGAAUAUAUAGAGUUCCAUGCAACUGGUACACAUUAGAGUAAAAUAAUAAUGUAUUUAUGAACAAUUUGAUAUAAAUAAUGAUAAUUUGCAAAUUGUUGCUUGCCAGACUUUAAUUCAAAAUAUUGAAACUGUUAAAAAGAUAUCAUAUUAUCAAAAUUAAAGAUCAUAAAUACAGUUAGAAUUCUACAUUAAAAAAAAACAUAAUGAAAAAAUACAUAAAUGAAGCAAUCCCACAAUUCCUUUCCUGAGCUCUGAUUGGCUGUUCGUUUUCGCGGGUCCAUCUUUGGGUCCAGUUUCAGAGCCCAGUUACUCGUUAAUAUAAACUCAAAGUUGUACGACGUUAGAAAUGGACCAGAGAACCGCUGAUCGUGUUUUGUCUGAGCUGGCUCAUCUGAGGGAAAUGUUUUCGUCCAAGAGCAAGAAGGCCCUCAAGAUGCCCGACGGAAUUCAAAGAGCUGUAAGGCAAGUCAUCAGAAAGCUGAAAGAAGAUGUAGAAAACCCCUUAGUAGUGGAUUAUGACAAGUUUGAAAACAAUGAUAUAAGGACAAUUGUGCGAGAAGUUAGGAGGAGCUACACCAACUAUGAUUGGGGAUCAGGUACCAUUGAAGAGGCAUUAAGGCGAGUAUGGAGAAAUAUGCGUGAUGAAGAAAGAAGACGCGAGAAAGGGAAUAAGGAACUCCACAGACGCCAGAGUAAACAGGCAAAGCGCAUUAGAGAUAAAUUAAAGAGUAGAUGCACUCAGCUGAAAAAUGAUGCCAUCUACAAGAAAAAGGACCGAAAGAAGAUAAGAAAAUGCCUAUCCAAGGAGGCCACAUCACCAGAAGUGACAGACGAAGAUGAACCAACACAGCGUGUUGCGAUUCCCUUUGUGUGGGAAUCAAGUCUUCUGCGGGCAAUCAAGUGUGAUCUGGACAGAGGAUACAGCGAUUCUCUCGGGAUUCAACAAAGGAGGCAGAAGUCUAAAGUGACCAGGAGUGCCACUGAGAUGACCAUGACCCCACCUCCAAGGGACAUUCCCGGCUGGGCAAUCUCUACAACCUAUCACCUUGAUCAUAAUGGCUGA